Molecule: messenger RNA, 1857 nt
Organism: Tachysurus vachellii
Lineage: Eukaryota; Metazoa; Chordata; Actinopteri; Siluriformes; Bagridae
Gene: idh3b
Product: isocitrate dehydrogenase (NAD(+)) 3 non-catalytic subunit beta
Exons: 11
Coding region: 107-1270 (387 amino acids)
Biological process (GO): tricarboxylic acid cycle; isocitrate metabolic process
Cellular component (GO): mitochondrion
Molecular function (GO): NAD binding; oxidoreductase activity, acting on the CH-OH group of donors, NAD or NADP as acceptor; magnesium ion binding
Source: RefSeq, a predicted model, not a curated record
AAGAGAAGGAGCUUCUAUGCUCUUGCAUUGGUGGGCAUGACUAUUCUCUAAAACGGGUGUGAAAACAACACGUUUCUGCCAAACGACCUCCAGUCCUUUUUACUUCAUGAUGGCCGCCGCCUUGAGGGGGAGCAUUUUAUCAUUGGCCAAGAGCCUGACCGGUGCUGCAAUAAAGCCAGUGUGUGUGCGCUCACUGAGCCUCUCAACCAAUCAGAAUGUUUCAGAGACUCCACCAGCGCGGGCCGACAGCACUUUUAAGGUUACGAUGGUGCCAGGCGAUGGAGUCGGACCUGAACUCAUGAUGGCUGUCAAGGAAGUGUUCAAGGGUGCUGAUGUACCUGUGGAGUUUGAGGAAUUUCACCUCAGUGAGGUGCAGAACAUGGCGAGCGAGGAGAAGCUGGACCAGGUGCUGACCUCCAUGAAGAGCAACAAAGUGGCCAUCAAAGGGAAGAUCCACACACCGAUGGAGUACAAAGGAGAGCUGGCUUCCUAUGAGAUGAGACUAAGGAGGAAGCUCGACCUGUUUGCUAACGUGGUUCACGUGAACAGUCUGCCAGGUUACAGCACACGUCACAACAACCUAGACCUGGUGAUCAUUCGUGAGCAGACUGAGGGCGAGUACAGCUCACUGGAGCAUGAGAGCGUGACCGGGGUGGUGGAGUGUCUGAAGAUCAUCACAAGAGAGAAGUCACGCCGCAUUGCCAAGUUUGCCUUUGACUAUGCCACUAAAAAGGGCCGGAGUAAAGUGACUGCCGUGCACAAGGCCAACAUCAUGAAGUUGGGUGACGGGCUUUUCCUGCAGAGCUGUGCUGAGGUGGCCGAGCUGUAUCCCAAGAUCAAAUACGAGACCAUCAUUAUUGACAACUGCUGCAUGCAGCUGGUCCAGAACCCAUACCAGUUUGAUGUCCUGGUGAUGCCUAACCUAUAUGGGAACAUCAUCGAUAACCUGGCAGCGGGUUUGGUGGGCGGAGCUGGUGUGGUGCCAGGAGAGAGCUACAGUGCUGAAUAUGCUGUGUUUGAGACGGGGGCGAGACACCCUUUUGCUCAGGCUGUUGGGAGGAACAUUGCUAAUCCUACUGCUAUGCUGCUCAGCGCUGCUAACAUGCUGCGGCAUCUCAAUCUGGAAUAUCAUUCUAACAUGGUGUCUGAAGCUGUUAAAAAGGUUAUUAAACAGGGCAAGGUGCGGACGCGAGAUCUCGGCGGUUACAGCACUACGGGUGAUUUUGUUCGUGCCGUCGUGGCCAACCUUCGUCACCGGCCUGUGUUCUAAGGACCCUUGCCAUUCCCUUGCCAUUUUUUUUAACCCCUUCUGCUCUUCCUGUGUCCAUCACUUGCUCUACUGCUGUUCAUGUUUAAGAGCAGACUUUGCUGCCUAGAUUACUAUCAGUUUUUUAUUAUUUUGCUGCUGUAAUGUCUAAUUUAACUUAUUUUUUUCUUUUUUUUUCUUUUUCUUUUAAAACCAUUGCCAUAAACCAAUAUUCACUACCAAAGCAAAGCACUGGGAAUUCUGCUUGUUUAAAUUUUUCACACUAUAAAAAUUCUCAUUUACUCCAUUUACUUUGACAUGAGUUGUCUUAACACGACCUCACAUCGUUGGCUGUGUAACGUAUUUCAUUCUUCGUCUUAUUCGUCCAUUGUUGUAUCUCGGUACUUCUCACUUGAGUAAUAGCUGCUAGUGUUAGGCAUUUCUUAAUACAUUGUGUGAUUGUUACUUUUAUUGAUCACUGGAGGUUAAGAGUUAAGUGGAGUUCAUUCAGGAUUAAAAAAAAAUUUGUAUGUAGAAAUCCAAUACGUAUUUUAUGUCCACUGACUUUCAAAAUCAUUGGACAGGAUAAAGAAAUUGUUCAUAACACUUCA